AUGAUGAAGGUAUCAAUUACAGCUAUAUUAAUAUCGUUUGCUAUAUUAUUUACUUUAGGUAAGUCUGAUGAAGCGAUAUUUGAUAUUUAUUCUACCGAUGAAUAUGCAAACGAUGAAAUUAAUACGGUAUCUGGACAAUAUAGCCAAUUAUCCAAUGAUUCGUUGUUAUGGGGCCCGUAUAGAUCAUCGUUAUAUUUUGGAAUUAGACCAAGGAUACCAAGGUCUCUAUUAUCUGGGUUGAUGUGGUUCAACGUGGAUAGUUAUGAUGCAAUUGGUAAUCUCAGACAUGUAUAUGAACAGGGUGAUAAUAUGAAGAAAGCGAAUUGGGUAUCAUACGAUCCAAGAACUGGCGGUAGACUUGUAGUAUCAGAUCAAGAUUGCCAUAUUGAUGUUAUUAUCGAUUUUGUUAAAAGUGAAGAUGGGAAGUCUUGGGGGACCAAAAUAAAGGGUGUUCCUCAUAAGGGCUAUGAGAAAGUGAAGACUUCUUUUGUAUGGUAUUCGGGCUUAGAGGGUGAAACUGAAAGAAUAGAUGAUUAUGGUAAUAAGGUUUCAGAGAGAAAUGGGUAUUUAAAUUUAGAAAAUAAGAAGAAUGUCUUGGGUUAUGCCGAUAACGUUAAAUUGAGUGGUAUUUCUGAGGAACUAGGACUUUUUGAAUUGGAAAUUGGUAAAGGACCAAAAUCUAACAAACACCCAACUGACGCAACAUUACUUGAUCCUGAAUUAGAUACAUCUAAAUCACACCAUUACAGUCUAACUGUCCCAGACGAUCAUGUUUGGAAAGCCCGUGAUAUAUUUAUGACUAUGUUGAUGGAAUCAGUUAAGGAGCUCACUAAUAAGUACGGCAACAUACAAGAAUUUCCCCCGGAACAGGCAUUUAUAAUCAGAGAUUUGCAGAAUUUUGAAGGUAACUUGCAUUUCGUGCAAAAUGUCUUCGAGGGUAAAUGUGAGUUUGACGUUAUAUAUAAUAAUGCUGUUACACCAGAAGAAGAUAAAAUCACAUUUGAUAAUAUAAACACGAAAGCAAAAAAAGCGAUAAAAGCCUUUGAUAAAAAAUUUAGCCAAUCUUUCGACUUGAAAGCUCCAUUCAAUAAAGAUAAGACGCACGAAAAGUUUGCAAAGGAAAUGUUGUCAGGUUUAUUAGGAGGUCUUUCGUAUUUCUAUGGCGAUCAUUUAGUUGAUAGAAAUACAGUCUUUGACGAAGACUCGUUUGAAUCUUAUCAAUUGCAGGGAUCUUUUGAAGGACCCCAUGAAUUAUUUACAUUGGUUCCUUCUCGUCCUUUUUUCCCAAGAGGUUUCUAUUGGGAUGAAGGGUUCCAUUUAUUGCCGUUAUUAAAGUUUGAUUCGGAUUUAGCUUUAGAGGUAGUUCAAUCUUGGUUUAAUUUGAUUGACGAUGACGGUUGGAUUGCCCGUGAACAGAUAUUAGGUCCUGAACUGAGGUCCAAGGUACCCGAGCAAUUCCAAGUACAAAGUCCUGAAAUUGUAAAUCCGCCAACAUUAAUGCUUAUAUUUAGUGAAUUAUUAGAGAGUAUUCAAAACUCUAAUACUUAUGGUGAUAUCAAUGAACCACAGCAAGUAUCAGAUUAUGGUGAUGGAAAAACCUUUGACAAGAAAGAUCUUGGCCUGAUUAUUAUCAAGAAUCCUGAAGUCAUGACAGAUUAUGCCAAAAGGAUUUACCCUAAGUUAAAGACUCAUUUUGAAUGGUUCCGUAGAACCCAACAAGGAUAUAUCGAAGAAUUUGAUAGAGGUACCAAUAAGGAAGGUUAUAGAUGGAGAGGGCGUACCUUAACACAUUGUCUCGCCAGUGGAUUAGAUGAUUAUCCAAGAGUCAUCCCAGCUGAUAUCGCAGAAUUGAACGUUGAUUUGCUCUCUUGGGUUGGUGUUAUGACCAAAUCAAUGAAGUCCAUUGCAGGGUUCUUAAAUUACGAGAAUGAUUUCCAGAAAUAUCAGAAAAUUGAGAAUGACAUCGUUGAAAACUUGGAUAACUUACAUUGGUCUGAUUCUGAAAAGACGUAUUGUGAUUUAUCAGUAGAUGAUAAUGACGAAAAUAAGCAUAUUUGUCAUAAGGGGUAUAUAUCGCUAUUCCCAUUCUUGACAAAAUUAACUCCUGCUGAUGAUGUGGAUAAAAUUGAACAAAUUGUUGACCUUAUUUCGGACCCAGAAGAAUUAUGGUCUGACUAUGGUAUUAGGUCGCUUUCAAAGUCGAACGAAUUCUACGGAACAGAAGAAAACUACUGGAGGUCGCCAAUAUGGAUUCACAUGAACAGUUUAAUCUUGGAGAGUUUACAGCAUUACAGUAAAACUUCCUCCCCUUAUAUGUCCAAAGGGUUGAAACAGAAAAUAAGUGAAACCUACAAAAACUUAAGGACAAAUGUAGUUAACAACAUCAUAAAGCAGUGGAAACGCACAGGUUUUGUAUGGGAACAAUAUGAUGAUCAAACGGGAAAAGCAAAAGGUGCUAAAAAUUUCCUUGGAUGGACUUCUACUGUUCUCAUCAUUAUGAACAUGGAUGAAACAAUUUAA
Molecule: messenger RNA, 2520 nt
Organism: Debaryomyces hansenii CBS767
Lineage: Eukaryota; Fungi; Ascomycota; Pichiomycetes; Serinales; Debaryomycetaceae
Gene: CWH41
Product: Cwh41p
Exons: 1
Coding region: 1-2520 (839 amino acids)
Biological process (GO): oligosaccharide metabolic process; protein N-linked glycosylation
Cellular component (GO): endoplasmic reticulum membrane
Molecular function (GO): Glc3Man9GlcNAc2 oligosaccharide glucosidase activity
Source: RefSeq, a predicted model, not a curated record